AUCAGUGGGCGGGGCUUGAGCUGACAUAAAGUGUGAUGUUGCUGCCAUGCCUUGACGGCUAGCAAACACACCAAGCUCAACUGAGGAGCAACCUCUGCGUCUCACUCAAAGGGCAAGAGGAACAGGAUUUAAACAGCGUUGCACAGUGGGGAGAUCAUCCUUAUCAAUGAGGACACCUGGCAUGGCGCUUUUUAAACAGCAGCUUGUGGAGGACUUCUACGACAUUGGAGAGGAGCUAGGAAGUGGUCAGUUUGCAGUGGUCAAGCGUUGCACAGAGAAGCACACAGGCCUUGAAUAUGCCGCCAAGUUCAUCAAGAAGCGCCAAAGCCGGGCCAGCAGACGAGGCGUGAGGCGGGAGGAGAUAGAGAGGGAGGUGGACAUCCUGCAGCAGCUUCAGCACCCCAACGUUGUCGCACUUCACGAUGUCUACGAGAACCGCACAGAUGUGGUGCUCAUCCUGGAGCUUGUUUCUGGUGGAGAGCUAUUUGAUUUCCUGGCUCGCAAGGAGUCACUUUGUGAAGAGGAGGCCACUCAGUUUAUCAAACAGAUCCUGGAUGGAGUCCAGUACCUCCACGCUAAGAGGAUUGCACAUUUUGACUUAAAGCCUGAAAACAUAAUGCUGCUGGACAGGAAUGUUUCUCUACCACGCAUCAAAAUCAUCGACUUCGGACUCGCACACAAAAUGGAAGCCGGGGCAGAUUUUAAAAACAUUUUUGGAACCCCUGAGUUUGUUGCUCCAGAGAUAGUCAACUAUGAGCCCCUGGGGUUGGAGGCAGACAUGUGGAGCAUCGGGGUCAUCACCUACAUACUCUUGAGCGGUGCAUCACCUUUCCUCGGCGACACAAAACAAGAAACGUUAGGCAACAUUUCCGCUAUGAGCUACGAGUUUGAUGAGGAGUUCUUCAGCAACACAAGCGAGCUGGCCAAGAGUUUUAUCAGGCAGCUCUUAGUGAAGGACACGAGGAAACGGAUGAGCAUACAAGACGCCCUCAACCAUCCUUGGAUUAAGUCCUGUGGCCAGCCGCCGGACAUCGCCACCCCGGAUGAUGAGCAGAAAACUGAGCAGCUGAAGACAAAGCGUCUGAAGGAGUACACCAUCCAGUCCCACUCCAGCAUGACCCAGAACAACACCUAUGCCAGCUUUGAACGUUUCUCCCGCGUGGUGGAGGACAUCGGUUCUAUGAAGAUGGGGGUGUCAGAAGUGGUCGGGGCCCACCAUACCUUGCAGGGUGACCUGGAGGCAUUGCUGGCCAUCUACAAUGAUAAAGAAGCCUGGUACAAGGAGGAGAAUGAGACCGCCAGGAAGCAACUCUCCCAGGUCCGCUAUGAGUUUCGCAAAGUGGAGACCACGAGGAGGCUGCUGCAGGAGGACAUGAAGGGCGUGGGGACCACUCUCGAGAGCAUCGGAGGGAAGUACCAGCAGAGGCAGAGUCACCUUGACACUCUGAGGCAGGAGCUGACCUCAGAGCUGCAGUGGUUGCAGGAGGUGAUGGGCUCUCUGGAUCUACAGGGAGCAACAACACUGGAGGAGCUGCUACACCGGUCCUGCCGUGGAGAGACCCAAAAGUCCCUUACGGAAUCCACUUAAUAGGAAGAAAGACUUUUGUUUGUAUUUGAGUCUUAAAGGAAGAACUGCACUUUUUUGGAAUGUUACCAAUUAUCCACAACCCUUAUUUAUGUGAGACAUGAAAUCUUUUCUGUGUGUUCUAAAGAUAUAAAAACAGAUAAAAAGAUGCACUAUUCUGCCUGUAAAGCCUUCUGAAAGAAACUCCCAUUUAAAACUGCAUUUAAAACUUCAAAAACUGCCCCCAUUUACAUUACGUGACCUGCAUAUUAACCAAGCUACAGCCACUUUGUUAUUAUUAUUAUCAUCAAUAAUAAUAAUAUUACACCAAAUAACUGCAUUACUGUUGUAGUGACACCACGCCAUACCACACUGGCUCGUGACCGUGUCCCAUUACGUGCAGUCAUGAGCUACCAAAAAUCUUUUCAGCUGUUUUUAUAUUCUUUAGAAUGCACAGCAAAGAGAAAGAUGUGCUUUCAUAUCACACAUAAGGAUUUUAGAUUAUGGGCCUAAUUUAAAACAAAAGUGUAGUUUUCCUUUAACAUAUUAUUGUAAGCAACUGACUUGAAAGUGAUUGUUAAAUCAUGUGAACGUUCAGCAUGAAUAUAGACAAAAAUAUCUGGUUGCAAGCUCACAACACGGACAGGAAGAAGAGGAUAUACUUUGCAGCUGUAACAGACACUUUUGUAGAUGGACUUGUACAAGAUGUUGAAGUGAGAGGUCAGAGUUCACAAAGUUCUUAUUCACCACCGUCAUCCAAACGUGCCUCAAUGGAUCAUAUUUUGUGUACUGGGGUGCUGAAACAUCCCAAACCUGUGUCCACAAAAAUGAUUUGGAAGGGAACCAUGGGGUCAAACCCCAGUGGAUGAAUAUUGGGUUGUUGUGAAUAUCUUUUUGGAACGUUUAAGCAUUGGAUUUUAUUUUGGCAAGUGAAUUGGCAGUUUAAGCUUUCACUAUGUUGUGGAUAUGAGGCGAUAAAGGGAGCUUUUUAAUGGAAUGUAUUGGGAUUUCACAUUUUUAAUUGAUUUUUCAUUCCAUUUUAUAAUGUACACUUGGAUGGUAAUUCAUCAUGAGUACCAUUUAUCAUGUCUUUCAUUUAUUUUAUUUAUUCUGUAUUAAUAAUUUUCAAGGAGCACUUCUAUUGACAAUAUCUUAUAUUUCUUUAUUUAUCUAUUUAUUUAAAUUAUGUUUUCCUUGGCUAUUUUUUUUUAAAACCUCAAAAAUAUAAAACAUACAGAGUAUGCUUGUAAAUUGUUGUAAUCUACACAAUGUGCACCUUUUUGGCUUCUGUAUUAAAAUAAGCACUGUUAAAGAUUUACAAGUCAGUUUGUGUUAAAUAGAUAUUUCAGGUUCAAUUUGAGGUGAAUUUUCUCCAUCAAAAUGUAUUCUUUGAUGCAGUCAUUUGACUUUGAGCCCUCCUGUCAUUUCUUCCCUCCCUGUGUCU
Molecule: messenger RNA, 3008 nt
Organism: Doryrhamphus excisus (bluestripe pipefish)
Lineage: Eukaryota; Metazoa; Chordata; Actinopteri; Syngnathiformes; Syngnathidae
Gene: dapk2b
Product: death-associated protein kinase 2b
Biological process (GO): protein phosphorylation; positive regulation of apoptotic process; intracellular signal transduction
Cellular component (GO): nucleus; cytoplasm
Molecular function (GO): ATP binding; protein serine/threonine kinase activity
Source: RefSeq, a predicted model, not a curated record